AUGCACGAGUCGGCCUUUGAAGCUCCGGGGGAGAAAACAAAAUUGGCAAGAGGAGGCCUAAGUGAAAGGCUGAGUACUUGGCUUGGUGAAGAUCGUAAGACAUAUGGAGCUAAACAAAAGGAAUCACAACGAGUCAUUAUUAAACCUAAAAACGAGGCGAGGCAGAAAGUUGGAGUUGAUACACAAGAAACUCUGGUGAACAGCGCUGCGAAGAGCAAGUACAGCGCUGCAAAGGGCAAGAACAGCGCUGCAAAGGGCAAGAACAGCGCUGCAAAGGGCAAGAACAGCGCUGCAAAGGGCAAGAACAGCGCUGCAAAGGGCAAGAACAGCGCUGCAAAGGGCAAGAACAGCGCUGCAAAGGGCAAGAACAGCGCUGCAAAGGGCAAGAACAGCGCUGCAAAGGGCAAGAACAGCGCUGCAAAGGGCAAGAACAGCGCUGCAAAGGGCAAGAACAGCGCUGCAAAGGGCAAGAACAGCGCUGCAAAGGGCAAGAACAGCGCUGCAAAGGGCAAGAACAGCGCUGCAAAGGGCAAGAACAGCGCUGCAAAGGGCAAGAACAGCGCUGCAAAGGCGAACGGCAAUUUACGCAUAAAUGAAAACAAAGCGAUCGCUGCAUACUAA
Molecule: messenger RNA, 621 nt
Organism: Schistocerca serialis cubense
Lineage: Eukaryota; Metazoa; Arthropoda; Insecta; Orthoptera; Acrididae
Product: autotransporter adhesin BpaC-like
Exons: 3
Coding region: 1-621 (206 amino acids)
Source: RefSeq, a predicted model, not a curated record